Orycteropus afer afer is the source of this 1561-nucleotide messenger RNA. RefSeq names its product inositol-pentakisphosphate 2-kinase (gene IPPK). Gene Ontology annotation, biological process: inositol phosphate biosynthetic process. Gene Ontology annotation, molecular function: inositol-1,3,4,5,6-pentakisphosphate 2-kinase activity; ATP binding. NCBI's taxonomy places the organism in Eukaryota, Metazoa, Chordata, Mammalia, Tubulidentata, Orycteropodidae. The record is from RefSeq and is a predicted model, not a curated record. Gene Ontology annotation, cellular component: nucleus.
GCUGCUACCGGGUGACACAGGCUGGCCACAAGCUCGUGCCCCAGGGUCCUGAGCCCGCUAGGCGCCAGGGCCGCGCCGGGGGAUGGACGAGGGGAAGAUGAACGAGAAUGAAUGGAGGUACCACGGCGAAGGCAAUAAGAGUCUGGUAGUGGCCCACGCGCAGCGUUGUGUGGUACUGCGUUUUCUGAAGUUUCAUCCAAAUAGGAAUAAGGCCUCAAAAGAAAUAUUUCAGCACCUACAGAACAUAGUAGACUUUAGCAAAAAUGUCAUGAAGGAGUUCUUUGGGGAGAACUAUGUUCACUCUGGGGAAGUUGUUCAGCUGCCUUUAGAUUUUGUGAAACGGCUUUGUUUAAAGAUACAGGCUGAAAGACCAGAAUCUCGCUGUGAUAAGGACCUGGACACUUUCAGUGGUUACGCUAUGUGCCUUCCUAAUUUGACCAGACUUCAGACCUACCACUUUGUGGAGCACCGACCUAUUCUGUGUGUAGAGAUUAAGCCAAAAUGUGGAUUUAUUCCUUUCUCUAGUGAUGUCACACAUGAGAUGAAGCAUAAGGUGUGUCGUUACUGCAUGCAUCAGCACCUCAAGGUAGCAACUGGAAAGUGGAAGCAAAUAAGUAAAUACUGUCCUCUUGAUCUCUACUCAGGAAAUAAACAAAGAAUGCACUUUGCCUUGAAAAGUUUGUUACAAGAGGCACAGAACAACUUAAAGAUAUUCAAGAAUGGUGAAUUAAUCUAUGGCGGCAAGGAAGCACGAGACUCGGUGGCUGACUGGAGUGAGCUUGCACACCACCUGAAGCCUUUCUUCUUCCCUUCCAAUGGCCUGGCCAGUAGGCCACACUGCACCAGGGCUGUGAUUCAGGAACUGGUGCAUGUCCUUACGCAGGUGCUGCUGAGCAGCACUGAUAAGAGCUGGCCAGGUACCUGGAGAACUGUGCCUGCCACACAGGGCCCACGAGCCUGCGAAGCCAGCUUCUUCAGCAGGCAGCUACGCUGUCAAGGAAAAAACACCCUGGAGCACUCGGGGUUACCGAAGGGCUGUCUUCUGUACAAAACCCUCCAGGUGCAGAUGUUGGACAUGUUGGACAUCGAGGGCCUCUACCCUCUGUACAGCCGGGUUGAGCAGUACCUACAGGAGUUUCCUGAGCAGAGAAAAACAUUACAAAUAGAUGGGCCUUACAAUGAAGCAUUUUAUCAGAAGUUGCUUGAUCGCUCUACUGAUGAUGAUGGGACGCUGGCUUAUGCAUUAACAAAGGUACAGCAAUACCGUGUUGCCAUGACCGCCAAGGACUGCUCUAUCAUGAUUGCCCUCUCCCCAUGUUUGCAGGAUGAAAGCCCUGGUCAAAGACCUAUCGUCCCUUCGUCGAAAUCCCGCCUUGCCUUCUCAGUGUCUGUGCUGGACCUUGACCUCAAGCCCUACGAGAGUAUUCCUCACCAGUAUACAUUGGAUGGCAAGAUCGUCAGCUACUACUCAAAGGCUAUGCGUGCCAUGGAUACUGCAGCUGCCACACCACCCAGAUUCAAGGAAAUUGAGGAUUGCACACUUCUUCUCCACAAAGUCUAA